Cuscuta campestris is the source of this 1348-nucleotide messenger RNA. The record is from the annotation of a GenBank genome assembly. NCBI's taxonomy places the organism in Eukaryota, Viridiplantae, Streptophyta, Magnoliopsida, Solanales, Convolvulaceae.
UUCAAUAUAUUUUUUCUGAGCUGGGGAAGUUUACUUCUUUGUUAAGGAAAGAAUCCCAAGAGAAGAAGGCAGGAAUCAACCAGUUACAGAGCAAAAGUCUACGGAGUAUAAAAUACUCUUCCCAAUCGAACGAAAAAUGUGAAGCCAUUUUGAAAAUCUCUCUCUGCAACAAAAUCUUCUUUCUCCUCUUCCCGGCAAGCAAACAAUGUCGGACAUCCCGUCGGAAAUCGUCGUGGAGUUUUUAUCCAGAGUUCCCGCGCAGUCUCUGCUGCGCUUCAGGAGCGUGUCGAAGAAAUGGCGUUCCAUUAUCGACAGCCCCCGUUUCAUCAAACUGCAUCUCCAUCGGGCGCUCCAAACGGAGUCCGAUCGGAAGAUUGUUCUCCGGGGAGACGGUUAUUUCUUCUGGGCGGACUUGGAUUUGGUAGAAAAGACUAAGAAAGUCCAUUAUACCAAGCUCGACUGCCCUUUCGAGAGCAAAUCACUAGUAACAAAUGUCAUCGGCUCUUGCCACGGGGUUCUGUGUUUGGGUGGCGACUUCGAAGACGAAACCAUUGCUCUGUGGAACCCUACGACCCGGGAAAUGUUCAAAAUACCAUCCUCUACGCUUUCGGAUAACUGUCAUUUGGGUCUGGGGUUCGGGUACGAUAACAAGAGCGAUGAUUAUAAGGUGUUGAGAAUCAUCCAGCGUGUUCACGCCGAGACUGAAGCGAGAGUGUAUAGCAUGAAGUUGAAAACGUGGAGGAAGAUCGAUCGCUUUCCUUUUCAUCUGAAACAUAGAAUGUCCAAUGGAGUGCUGGCUUCGGGUUCUCUGCACUUCAAAUGCAGCAGCAUCGACCCCGAGGGCGAAAAUGAUGUGAUUGGUGCGUUUGAUCUGGAGACGGAGGAGUAUAGGCUGGUUCCCCACCCGGAGUUUCCUGCUGAGAAUGGAAAUUUUCACAUGAAUGUGGAGGCAUUAGGGGGCUCCCUGUGUAUGAUGUGCUAUUACGGCCAAUCCAGGUCUCUAGACAUAUGGGUGAAUGAGAAAUCUUGGACAAAGCUGUUAACCAUAGGAGAACCGGAUUGUGGUGGUUUGGGUUCCUUUUUGAGCGUUUCUUAUGUUAAACCAUUGGCCUAUUCCCGGAGCGGGCGGGAGGUGUUCAUGGCACACGGCGAUAUGAUCCCGCUUUGGUAUGAUGUGGAGAAGAGAGCGAUUACGUACGUGGACUUUAACGUCAGUUAUAAAAUGGCGUUUAUGGAGCAUCAUCUCUCUUGUGCAAGUCUGGUUAAUUAAACUAGUUGACAAGGCAAAUCUCUUAACCAUUCAGACAUCUGAACCAUUAAGAGGCUGAAACAAACAGUCUGAACCAUU